Messenger RNA from Knipowitschia caucasica, 5439 nucleotides. NCBI's taxonomy places the organism in Eukaryota, Metazoa, Chordata, Actinopteri, Gobiiformes, Gobiidae. The record is from the annotation of a GenBank genome assembly.
AUGCAGUCACAGACCGGUCAUGCAGUCACGGACCGCACGGACCAGUCAUGCAGUCACAGACCGGUCAUGCAGUCACGGACCGGUCAUGUAGUCACGGACCGUCACGGACCGGUCAUGCAGUCACAGACCGGUCAUGCAGUCACGGACCCGUCAUGCAGUCACGGACCGCACGGACCAGUCAUGCAGUCACGGACCGCACGGACCCGUCAUGCAGUCACAGACCGGUCAUGCAGUCACGGACCCGUCAUGCAGUCACGGACCCGUCAUGCAGUCACGGACCCGUCAUGCAGUCACGGACCCGUCAUGCAGUCACGGACCCGUCAUGCAGUCACGGACCCGUCAUGCAGUCACAGACCGGUCAUGCAGUCACAGACCCGUCAUGCAGUCACAGACCCGUCAUGCAGUCACAGACCGGUCAUGCAGUCACGGACCCGUCAUGCAGUCACGGACCCGUCAUGCAGUCACGGACCCGUCAUGCAGUCACAGACCGGUCAUGCAGUCACAGACCGGUCAUGCAGUCACGGACCCGUCAUGCAGUCACGGACCCGUCAUGCAGUCACGGACCCGUCAUGCAGUCACGGACCCGUCAUGCAGUCACGGACCCGUCAUGCAGUCACAGACCGGUCAUGCAGUCACGGACCCGUCAUGCAGUCACGGACCGGUCAUGCAGUCACAGACCGGUCAUGCAGUCACGGACCGCACGGACCAGUCAUGCAGUCACAGACCGGUCAUGCAGUCACGGACCGCACGGACCAGUCAUGCAGUCACAGACCGGUCAUGCAGUCACGGACCGGUCAUGUAGUCACGGACCGUCACGGACCGGUCAUGCAGUCACAGACCGGUCAUGCAGUCACGGACCCGUCAUGCAGUCACGGACCGCACGGACCAGUCAUGCAGUCACGGACCGCACGGACCCGUCAUGCAGUCACAGACCGGUCAUGCAGUCACGGACCCGUCAUGCAGUCACGGACCCGUCAUGCAGUCACGGACCCGUCAUGCAGUCACGGACCCGUCAUGCAGUCACGGACCCGUCAUGCAGUCACAGACCGGUCAUGCAGUCACGGACCCGUCAUGCAGUCACAGACCGGUCAUGCAGUCACAGACCCGUCAUGCAGUCACGGACCCGUCAUGCAGUCACAGACCGGUCAUGCAGUCACAGACCCGUCAUGCAGUCACAGACCCGUCAUGCAGUCACAGACCGGUCAUGCAGUCACGGACCCGUCAUGCAGUCACGGACCCGUCAUGCAGUCACGGACCCGUCAUGCAGUCACAGACCGGUCAUGCAGUCACAGACCGGUCAUGCAGUCACGGACCCGUCAUGCAGUCACGGACCCGUCAUGCAGUCACGGACCCGUCAUGCAGUCACGGACCCGUCAUGCAGUCACGGACCCGUCAUGCAGUCACGGACCCGUCAUGCAGUCACGGACCCGUCAUGCAGUCACGGACCCGUCAUGCAGUCACGGACCCGUCAUGCAGUCACGGACCCGUCAUGCAGUCACGGACCCGUCAUGCAGUCACGGACCCGUCAUGCAGUCACGGACCCGUCAUGCAGUCACGGACCCGUCAUGCAGUCACAGACCGGUCAUGCAGUCACGGACCCGUCAUGCAGUCACGGACCCGUCAUGCAGUCACGGACCCGUCAUGCAGUCACGCACCCGGACCGGUCAUGCAGUCACGGACCCGGACCGGUCAUGCAGUCACGGACCCGGACCGGUCAUGCAGUCACGGACCCGGACCGGUCAUGCUGUCACGGACCCGUUAUGCAGUCACGGACCCGGACCGGUCAUGCAGUCACGGACCGGUCACGUGCUGCAAGCCCAGCUCAGCGUCCUGCUUCAGGGCAAAGAGAACAUCGAGAGCAGCUGCCACUUCACAGAGCAGGCCCUGAGCCACGGCAGCGCCACAGAGGUCCUGAUGGUCCAGAAGCAGAUGGGGGAACGGGUCAGCGCCCUGUCCCGACACAGCUACCCUGAGAGUCCCCACGACAACGCACACCUGCAGUGCCAGGUGGAGACCGACGGGCUGCGGCGCUCCAUCCAGAACCUUGGAGUGCUCAUCACCUCGGGCGCCGUGGGUCACACCAGCGUGGCCACGGGGGAGGGGCUCCGGCACGCACUGAUGAACCAGCACACCACCGUCACCGUGACGACCAAAGACAAGGACGGCGAGCUGGUGAAGAGCGGCAACGCCAUCCUCCAGGCACAGAUCCUGUCUGCAGAGGGCGCCACCACCGAGGCAGAGGUUGUGGACAACAAGAACGGCACCUACGAGGUGAGCGGGGGUCACAGGUACCAGGGGUCACAGGCGCCAGGGGCAGGCACCAGGGGUCACAGGUACCAGGGGUCACAGGUACCAGGGGUCACAGGCACCAGGGGUCACAGGCACCAGGGGUCACAGGUACCAGGGGUCACAGGUACCAGGGGUCACAGGUACCAGGGGUCACAGGCACCAGGGGUCACAGGUACCAGGGGUCACAGGUACCAGGGGUCACAGGUACCAGGGGUCACAGGCACCAGGGGUCACAGGCGCCAGGGGUCACAGGUACCAGGGGUCACAGGUACCAGGGGUCACAGGUACCAGGGGUCACAGGCGCCAGGGGUCACAGGCGCCAGGGGUCACAGGUGCCAGGGGUCACAGGUACCAGGGGUCACAGGCACCAGGGGUCACAGGCACCAGGGGUCACAGGCACCAGGGGUCACAGGCGCCAGGGGUCACAGGCGCCAGGGGUCACAGGCGCCAGGGGUCACAGGCGCCAGGGGUCACAGGCGCCAGGGGUCACAGGCGCCAGGGGUCACAGGCACCAGGGGUCACAGGCACCAGGGGUCACAGGUUGGCUACACAGUCCGCUCAGAGGGCGAGUUCAGCUUCUCUCUCAGUCUGUACCAGCAGCCGGUCCGUGGCAGCCCCUUCAGACUGCGUGUGGUCAAACCCUCAGACCUGCUGCAGUCUCCUGACGACGUGAAGAGAAGAGUCAAAUCUCCGAGUGGAGGAGGAGGCCACGUCCGGCAGAAGGCGGUCCGCAGACCCUCCUCCAUGUACAGCACCACCAAGAAGAAGGAGAACCCCAUCGAGGACGAGCUCAUCUACAGAGUGGGGACCAGAGGGAGAGACAAAGGAGAGUUCACAAACCUGCAGGGGAUCUCCGCCUCCAGUAACGGUCGCAUCGUGGUCGCGGACAGCAACAGUCAGUGCAUCCAGAUUUUCUCCAACGACGGUCAGUUUAAGAUGAGGUUUGGGGUCAGAGGUCGCUCCCCGGGGCAGCUGCAGAGACCCACGGGGGUCACUGUCGACUCCAACGGUGACAUAAUCGUCGCCGACUACGACAACCGUUGGAUCAGCAUCUUCUCCUCCGACGGAAAGUUCAAGAACAAAGUGGGAGCCGGCCGGCUGAUGGGGCCGAAGGGCGUGGCGGUGGAUAAGAAUGGUCACAUCAUCACCGUGGACAACAAGGCCUGCUGCGUCUUCAUCUUUCAGUCCAACGGGAAACUGGUCACUAAGUUUGGGGCCAAAGGGACGUCAGACCGGCAUUUCGCAGAAAAGAGCGGUGCGAGCUUAGCACUGGACCAAAAGCUUAGUAAAUCUGGCCCCGUGUUCAGUCCUCACUUUGUGGCUGUGAACAACAAGAAUGAGAUCGUGGUGACGGACUUCCACAACCAUUCUGUCAAAGUGUACAACGCAGAUGGGGAGUUCCUCUUCAAGUUUGGUUCUCAUGGCGAAGGUAACGGUCAGUUCAACGCCCCCACGGGGGUCGCCGUGGACGCCAACGGCAACAUCAUCGUGGCCGACUGGGGCAACAGUCGCAUUCAGGUGUUCGACAGCUCCGGCUCCUUCCUCUCCUACAUCAACACCACAGCAGACCCUCUGUACGGGCCCCAGGGCCUGGCCCUCACCUGUGACGGACAUGUGGCUGUGGCCGACUCUGGGAACCACUGCUUCAAGACCCAGGACUGGACCAGGACCCCGCCGGAGCACCCAGCCUCCAGAUACAGACCCAGGACUGGACCAGGACCCCGCCAGAGCACCCAGCCUCCAGAUACAGACCCAGAUCUUGACCAGGACCCCGCCGGAGCACCCAGCCUUCAGAUACAGACCCAGGACUGGACCAGGACCCCGCCGAAGCACCCAGCCUUCAGAUACAGACCCAGGACUGGACCAGGACCCCGCCGGAGCACCCAGCCUCCAGAUACAGACCCAGGGCCCGACCAGGACCCCGCCGAAGCACCCAGCCUUCAGAUACAGACCCAGGACUGGACCAGGACCCCGCCGAAGCACCCAGCCUCCAGAUACAGACCCAGGGCUGGACCAGGACCCCGCCAGAGCACCCAGCCUCCAGAUACAGACCCAGAUCUUGACCAGGACCCCGCCGAAGCACCCAGCCUUCAGAUACAGACCCAGGACUGGACCAGGACCCCGCCGAAGCACCCAGCCUUCAGAUACAGACCCAGGACUGGACCAGGACCCCGCCGAAGCACCCAGCCUUCAGAUACAGACCCAGGACUGGACCAGGACCCCGCCGGAGCACCCAGCCUCCAGAUACAGACCCAGGGCCCGACCAGGACCCCGCCGAAGCACCCAGCCUUCAGAUACAGACCCAGGGCUGGACCAGGACCCCGCCGGAGCACCCAGCCUUCAGAUACAGACCCAGGGCUGGACCAGGACCCCGCCGAAGCACCCAGCCUUCAGAUACAGACCCAGGGCUGGACCAGGACCCCGCCGAAGCACCCAGCCUUCAGAUACAAACCCAGGACUGGACCAGGACCCCGCCGAAGCACCCAGCCUUCAGAUACAGACCCAGGACUGGACCAGGACCCCGCCGGAACACCCAGCAUCCAGAUACAGACCCAGGGCUGGACCAGCACCCCGCCGGAGCACGCAGCCUCCAGAUACAGACCCAGGGCCCGACCAGGACCCCGCCGAAGCACCCAGCCUUCAGAUACAGACCCAGGGCUGGACCAGGAUCCCGCCGGAACACCCAGCAUCCAGAUACAGACCCAGGGCUGGACCAGGAUCCCGCCGGAGCACCCAGCCUUCAGAUACAGACCCAGGGCUGGACCAGGACCCCGCCGGAACACCCAGCCUUCAGAUACAGACCCAGGGCUGGACCAGGAUCCCGCCGGAACACCCAGCAUCCAGAUACAGACCCAGGGCUGGACCAGGAUCCCGCCGGAACACCCAGCAUCCAGAUACAGACCCAGGGCUGGACCAGGACCCCGCCGGAACACCCAGCAUCCAGAUACAGACCCAGGGCUGGACCAGGACCCCGCCGGAGCACCCAGCAUCCAGAUACAGACCCAGGGCUGGACCAGGACCCCGCCAGAGCACCCAGCAUCCAGAUACAGACCCAGGGCUGGACCAGGACCCCGCCGAAGCACCCAGCCUUCAGAUACAGACCCAGGGCUGGACCAGGACCCCGCCGGAGCACCCAGCCUCCAGACAUGA